AUGGGUGAACGCAAAGCUGUGAUCAAGAAUGCGGACAUGAGCAACGAUAUGCAAGAGGAUGCCGUGCAAACAGCGGCCUAUGCAAUUGACAAAUACCAAGUGGAGAAAGAUAUUGCCGCUCAUUUGAAGAAGGAAUUCGAUCGCCGGUACAAUCCAACAUGGCAUUGCAUUGUGGGAAAGAACUUUGGCAGCUAUGUGACACACGAAACACAAAACUUUAUCUAUUUCUACCUUCAAGAUCGUGCAUUUCUACUUUUCAAAUCUGGUUAA
Messenger RNA from Echinostoma caproni, 270 nucleotides. The record is from the annotation of a GenBank genome assembly. Lineage: Eukaryota; Metazoa; Platyhelminthes; Trematoda; Plagiorchiida; Echinostomatidae.